This is a messenger RNA of Zasmidium cellare ATCC 36951, 2397 nucleotides long. RefSeq lists its product as uncharacterized. The transcript has a single exon. Lineage: Eukaryota; Fungi; Ascomycota; Dothideomycetes; Mycosphaerellales; Mycosphaerellaceae. The record is from RefSeq and is a predicted model, not a curated record. Bases 1 to 2397 code for a protein of 798 amino acids.
AUGCGUCUCCGGCUGCGCAUCGAGCGCAACGAACUACCCGCCGUGAACGUCCUCUGGACCGUCGACCCCACCGCCCUCAAGCAAACCAUCUCCCAGUUCCUCCAACGCGUAGACGAACGCGUGCCCCUCGAAGGUGAGUCAUGGGGACUGGAGGACUAUGCUGUGGCGGUUGGCGGCUACGAGGCGUUUCACUACAGCGAGGUGGGCCAGGUCUUCCAGAAUGAGGACGAGGUGGUCAUCAAGCCGCUGCAGUGUGUCGAUGUGAGGGCGAGGAGUAUGACGGGCCGGGAUCAGAUUUCGAGCAACGGGAUGCAUUUGCUGGAUGGGGUCGCUUUUGGGAAGCCGUUGCUCAAGCGGCCGAGACGGCCGGAUGUGAGGAUUCCGCCGAGGAAGAGGGCGAGGCUUGAGAUUGAGGAUGGGGAUGGGGAGGAUGAGGGAGAAGAUGAGCAGGCUUUGGCCAUAAUGAUGACGGGUCAGGGUGCUGAGGAGGAUGAUGAAGAGGAAGACGAAGAGGACGACGAGGACUUCGACAUGGGUGAGGAUGAGAAUGAAGACGAGCAAGAGAUUGAAGAGGAUGAAGAAGAUAGCGAUGAAGACCGAUCGCCAGUCAGACCAAGGAGAAGCCGGCGGCGGCAGCUGGUUGACGACGAAGCCGAAGAAGUCGACGAAGAUGACACGGACGAGUCAGACGACAAUUCUUCAGAAGAGGAGAGCGAUACUUCGGAGGAUACUGAUGUUUCGGAGAGUACUGACACCUCAUCGAGCGACUCAGACGAUGCCUCGAGCGAGACGUCCUGGAACGGAAUUGAGUCCAGCCCUACCAAACCAAAGACAGCGCCUAUCGUCAAUGGUCAUGACGGUAGCUUACCGACAACCACGACGAAAUUGAUCUCUUCCGACACGAUCUCUUUCACACCACCCUUCGAAGGAGCCGAGCAUACAAGAAUGCGUAAUGCGAGACGUCGUGAACAACGAAGGAUGAAGCAUCUCAAAGAAACCGGGGCGCUGGCACCAAAUGCCACUAUGGAUGACAUGCGGUUGUGGAUACAACAGCACGGCGCCAGCGACGGGAAUGACUUGAAGAAGACCAGUCGAAUCAACAAGACCAAAGCGAAGGAUCCGAAUGAGCAACAGAAAAUGGAAAAGGCUCGGCAAAGGCUUGUGGAGUCAAUUGCUGCUGGUGGGGUUGAUGUCCAAGAGAACGUUCAACUCCAGAAUGGUCCAGCACCUGAUAUUGAUAGUGGUCAUGCAGCUUCGGGGCCUGAGACUUUGAUCACGAGCAAUGGUCAAGCGACUUCAGCAGCUGAGGUUGCACACAACGAUGAGGCGAUUGUGGCAGCCAAGAGUGCAUUGACGAACAGCGAUCAAAGACGGCAAGAUGCCUCACCUGGUGAAGAAGUCUCUGACGAAGACGAAGCGCCAGAGGAAGAAUCAUCCGUCCGUCCAACUUUUGCAUUUACCGACAUGGAAGAGAAGAACGGGGAAAUCGACUCCGAAGACGCUUCUACGGCGCGCCGAGCACAUGUCAAUCUAACUAGUGCCAAUCGCCUCGUGUUUGGGUCGUUGGGCGUCAGAACUCCACGAACCCAAGCCGACAAAGACGCCUUGCAGAAGAAGCUUUCCGCACGAGCUUCACGCAACGUGCCUAGCAAGGAGGUCGAGCCUGCUAACCCAGAAGCUGAGGAGGAUGAAGAUCCAGAAGCUUGGCGAGCAAAGAUCGAGUUGUCUGCCGUGGAAUGUUCUGAUGACGGUGUAGAGCUUUCUGCUCCGCCUUUUCCCUUCAAGCAGCGCUGGGAUCCCCAAUACCAGUAUGGCAAGAAGCGCAAGAAGUCUGCCAACUCAAGAGCGACCAAAUCAAGGAAACUUGUGAACGGCUCUGGUGCUGGCUACGUCGAAUCAUACGACAAGUACAACACCAAUGGCGAGGGUGACGCGCUGAACUACGACGACCCUGAGGAUGAUGAAGAGGAUGACUCGUACUGGGAAGAAGGUGCUCUCCUCGACGACGAGGAGAAUGAGAUGGACCAGCCUGUCGAUGAUGGCUUUCCAGCUUUGCCUGCGGAUCUGGCGGGACUCCCUGAUGUUCUCGAGACCGACGCACGCGAGGGCGACUUCAUCACAUACAAACAGCUCGUUUGCUCUGCUGCCACCAAUUGGAUGCCGACCACCGUCAACCGCACCGCCCGGCUUCAGAACAAGUCGGAUGACGGUGCCUGGAACGUCACUUUUUCGAUCCGCGACAAGCGGCCUAAGGAGUACGAUGGCGAGGGUAAUCGCAUUUACAGCAAGUUUGAGAUGGAGGGUCUGAGUGAUGACGAGGAUGAGGAACUCGAGGAUGUUCUUGUGUGGACGUCGAUGCAAGAGCCCAAGCUGUUGAAACGUGCGGCGAGCGAGUAA